CGCGAGACGGGGGCGGGACUCCUAGGCGGCUGGGCCGCGCGGUAGCUCCGGAGGGAGCGCGCGCUGUAGCUGCCACCUCCUCGUCAGCGCCCCGAGGUGCAGCGCGUGUUGCUAUGGGGAAGACCAGGUCUGCCGGAGCGCGCGGGAAGGCCCCCGGGGCCCCGGCGGGCGCGCGGGGCUGCCGGGCGAGGCCCAGCGCCAACCCGUUCGAGGUGAAAGUCAACCGGCAGAAGUUCCAGGUCCUGGGCAGGAAGACGCGCCACGACGUGGGGCUGCCCGGGGUGUCGCGCGCGCGGGCCCUCCAGAAGCGCACCCAGACUUUGCUAAAGGAAUACAAAGAAAGGGAUAAGUCCAACGUAUUUAGAGAUAAACGCUUUGGAGAAUACAAUAGCAACAUAAGCCCGGAGGAGAAGAUGAUGAAGAGGUUUGCUCUGGAACAACAGCGACAACACGAAAAGAAAAGCAUCUACAACCUAAAUGAAGAUGAAGAACUGACUCAUUACGGCCAGUCUUUGGCAGACAUUGAAAAGCAUAAUGACAUUGUCGAUAGCGACAGCGAUGCCGAGGACCGAGGAGUGCUGUCGGCUGAGUUGACGGCGGCCCAUUUUGGAGGAGGUGGUGGGCCGCUUCACAAGAAGACCUCUCAACAGCAUGGCGAGGAGGGGCAACAGCCGAAGUCACGCAAAGAGCUGAUCGAGGAGCUCAUCGCCAAAUCAAGGCAGGAGAAGAGGGAGAGACAGGCUCAACGAGAAGACGCCCUUGAACUCACAGAGAAGCUAGACCAAGACUGGAAAGAAAUCCAGACUCUCCUGGCCCGUAAAACACCCACAUCCGAGAGCAGAGGUGGAAAGGAGAAACCCAAGCCUGACGCAUACGACAUGAUGGUUCGUGAGCUCGGCUUUGAAAUGAAAGCGCCGCCCUCUAACAGGAUGAAGACGGAGGAGGAGCUGGCCCAGGAGGAGCGGGAGCGGCUCAAGUGCCUGGAGGCUGAAAGACUCCGGAGGAUGCUUGGAAAGGAGGAGGACGAACGUAUUAAGAGACCGAAACACAUGUCGGCGGAUGACUUAAGUGAUGGCUUCGUACUAGACAAAGAUGACAGGCGUUUGCUUUCUUACAAAGAUGGAAGGAUGAACGUCGAGGAAGAGCCAAGCGGGGAAGCCAGUAGCAGUGAGAGCGAAGGGGAAGAGGGCAAAGGCUCGAGCGAGGGGGACCCAGAGGAGAGCGAUGGCCCGGACGGCCCCUCAGGCCUGGAGUCUGACGUGCAGAGCAAGGACGGGAGCGAGAGGACCCAGGAGGAGCAGCGUCCGAAUCCCGGGGAGCGAUCGGCAGCCGACGACCGGGAGGCUGCCAGGGCCGAGCUGCCCUAUAUGUUCGCAGCUCCCAAAUCCUACGAGGAACUGAAGUCUUUAUUAUCGGGAAGAUCGACGGAAGAGCAGCUUUUGGUUGUGGAGAGAAUUCAGAAAUGCAACCAUCCAAGUCUCGCAGUGGGAAACAAAGCAAAACUAGAAAAACUGUUUGGCUUCCUUUUGGAAUACGUCGGAGAUUUGGCUGCAAGUGAUCCUCCAGACCUCAGCGGAAUCAACAAGUUGGUUGUGCAGUUGUAUAACCUUUGCCAGAUGUUUCCUGAAGCCGCAAGCAGCGCCGUGAAAUUUGUCCUCCGAGAUGCCAUGCACGACAUGGAAGGAAUGGUUGAGACCACAGGCCGGGCGGCCUUCCCGGGCCUGGACGUGCUCGUUUACUUGAAAAUUGCUGGGAUGUUGUUUCCAACCUCUGACUUCCGGCACCCGGUGGUCACGCCUGCGCUGCUGUGUCUGAGCCAGCUGCUAACCAAGUGUCCCAUCCAGUCCCUCCAAGACGUGGUGAAGGGGCUCUUCGUGUGCUGCGUGCUCCUGGACUAUGUGUCUCUGUCCCAGAGGUUCAUACCUGAGCUCAUCAAUUUUCUUGUUGGGAUUCUUUACAUCGCAACUCCCAACAAGCAGAGCCAAGGUUACACUCUGGUGCACCCUUUCAGAGCACUUGGGAAGAACUCGGAGUUGCUCGUGGUUUCUGACGAGGAGGCCAUGACCACGUGGCACAGGAGAAGCCUCCCCCUCCAGUGGGCAGGAAGACUGAAAGCCCAGACUGAGACAGAGGCCAACCACACCAGGCUGUCCUGCCUGGCCGUGUGUCUGGCUCUGGUGCAGCGCUGUGUGACCGUCUAUGGCACCCUGCCCUCCUUCCACGACAUCGUGCAGCCCCUGCGAGCCCUCCUGAUGGAGCACCUGGCAGCCCGCAGCUGCCCGCCCGAGCUCCAGGAGCUGAGUCGGAGCAUUUUGACGGAAAUGGAAAAGCAGCCGAAGCACUAUCGGCCGCUGGUCUGUGAGAAGAGCAAGCCGGUGCCGCUGAAGCUGUUCACCCCCCGGCUGGUCAAAGUCCUCGAGUUUGGGAAGAAGCAGGGCUGCACAAAGGAGGAGCAGGAGAGGAAGAGACUGAUCCACAAGCACAGGCGAGAGUUUAAAGGCGCCGUCCGGGAGAUCCGCAAGGACAACCAGUUCCUGGCCCGGAUGCAGCUCUCGGAGAUCAUGGAACGGGACGCGGAAAGAAAACGAAAAGUGAAGCAGCUUUUUAACAGCCUGGCCACACAGGAAGGUGAAUGGAAGGCUCUGAAGAGGAAGAAGUUCAAAAAAUAAAUUAUGUUUUAUGAAUCAGACAAGGAGAUGCUAUGUAAUGAAUGCCGUAAGGGGUGCUGUAACGUCAAGUUAUUUUCCUGUACUUCGCUUCAUGUUAAAACGCCUCUCCUGACAUACUGCACUUUGGGAACACGGCCAAGCUUCUGUGGGAGCUACAUGCGGAUAAACUGAGAAUCACCUCUCUUCCUCACUUCCAGACAGUCCUCAGUUAAUCACGAGGCUUGGGACUGAUGGGAUUCAGGCUAAUGUUUUUGGUCAACCAAGCGUAUUUGCCUUGAGGUGUAGAAUUCAGUGUUACUUAAUGUUACAUGAAUUUUCAGUCAUCAGUGAAACAAGUUUGCACAUAGUUUAGAAAUCACCCGUAAUCCCGGCACCCCAGCAGCCAUGAUCGGCUUUGCCCCAAUCCAUACCCAGUCUUGAUUAAU
Globicephala melas (long-finned pilot whale) is the source of this 3094-nucleotide messenger RNA. It is a transcript of the gene NOP14, whose product is annotated as NOP14 nucleolar protein. The record is from RefSeq and is a predicted model, not a curated record. Gene Ontology annotation, cellular component: Noc4p-Nop14p complex; nucleolus; small-subunit processome. NCBI's taxonomy places the organism in Eukaryota, Metazoa, Chordata, Mammalia, Artiodactyla, Delphinidae. Gene Ontology annotation, biological process: maturation of SSU-rRNA.